Messenger RNA from Tachysurus vachellii, 547 nucleotides. RefSeq names its product BTB/POZ domain-containing protein KCTD5-like. Gene Ontology annotation, molecular function: cullin family protein binding. Bases 1 to 471 code for a protein of 156 amino acids. The transcript has 4 exons. Gene Ontology annotation, biological process: proteasome-mediated ubiquitin-dependent protein catabolic process; protein homooligomerization. Gene Ontology annotation, cellular component: Cul3-RING ubiquitin ligase complex; cytoplasm. NCBI's taxonomy places the organism in Eukaryota, Metazoa, Chordata, Actinopteri, Siluriformes, Bagridae. The record is from RefSeq and is a predicted model, not a curated record.
AUGGCAGAGAAGAGCCCUGACCCAAGCGGCUCUGUGGCUCGAAGAUGUCACGCAACAAGUGCUUCGUCCAAUUGGGUUCGUCUUAAUGUCGGCGGCACGUACUUUCUCACCACCAGACAAACUCUGUGCAGGGAUUCAGAAUCAUUUCUGUACCGCCUGUGCCAGACCGACCUCAACUCUGACAAGGAUGAAACGGGUGCGUACUUGAUCGACCGAGACCCAACGUACUUCGGUCCAGUGCUCAAUUAUCUAAGACAUGGCAAACUGGUGCUCAACCGAGGACUCGCAGAAGAAGGUGUGCUGGAAGAGGCCGAGUUUUAUAACAUCACUUCAUUGAUCAAACUAGUGAAAGACAAAAUCAGGGAGCGGGACUGCAAAACUUCUCGGUUCAUUUCAGUUAUUGAGGAGUCUGAUGGCUUGUGGAAAGAAACUGGGUCUGAUUCUGAGGGCCUGAAUUGCUCUUGUCAAUGAAGGUCCAAAAUCUUCAUGAAGCGGAACACAACCCAGGAAUCGGACUCUUUCUUCACUGGACAAUAAACCUUAACAG